This is a messenger RNA of Lemur catta (Ring-tailed lemur), 2351 nucleotides long. It is a transcript of the gene LMAN1, whose product is annotated as lectin, mannose binding 1. Gene Ontology annotation, cellular component: endoplasmic reticulum membrane; endoplasmic reticulum-Golgi intermediate compartment; Golgi membrane. Gene Ontology annotation, biological process: endoplasmic reticulum organization; Golgi organization; endoplasmic reticulum to Golgi vesicle-mediated transport. Bases 165 to 1682 code for a protein of 505 amino acids. Lineage: Eukaryota; Metazoa; Chordata; Mammalia; Primates; Lemuridae. The transcript is spliced from 13 exons. The record is from RefSeq and is a predicted model, not a curated record. Gene Ontology annotation, molecular function: D-mannose binding.
GCUCUGGGCCUGGCGGGCUCCUGGAUACCGGAGGCUGGGGGGCGGGGUUCACCCCUUGCCCUUGGGGUCCCCCGGGCUCCGCCAAUCAGCGAGCGCCCUGUUGGCCGUCCGCAGCCUGCUGCGCCCCUCCCUCUCCCGCCGGCCUCCGCGUCCCAAAAUCCAAGAUGGCGGGAUCCAGGCGUAGGGGUCCCCAGGCCAGAGCGCGGCCGUUUUUCUGCGCCCUGCUGCUGUCGCUCAGUCGCCUCAUCGGGGGCGACGGCGUGGGAGGAGACCCCGGCGCCGUGGGCACCCCGGCCGCGCAGCCACAUCGCCGUUUCGAGUACAAAUACAGCUUCAAGGGGCCGCACCUGGUGCAGAGCGACGGGACCGUGCCCUUCUGGGCCCACGCGGGGAAUGCUAUUCCAAGUUCAGAUCAAAUUCGAGUAGCACCGUCUUUAAAAAGCCAAAGAGGGUCAGUGUGGACAAAGGCAAAGGCGGCCUUUGAGAACUGGGAAGUUGAGGUGACAUUUCGAGUGACUGGAAGAGGUCGAAUUGGAGCUGAUGGCCUGGCAAUUUGGUAUACAGAAAAUCAAGGCUUGGAGGGCCCUGUGUUUGGAUCAGCUGAUAUGUGGAAUGGUGUUGGAAUAUUUUUUGAUUCUUUUGACAAUGAUGGAAAGAAAAAUAAUCCUGCUAUAGUAAUUAUAGGCAACAAUGGACAAAUCCAUUAUGACCAUCAAAAUGAUGGUGCUAAUCAGGCUUUAGCGAGUUGCCAGAGGGACUUUCGUAAUAAACCCUAUCCUGUCCGGGCAAAGAUUAUCUAUUACCAGAAAACAUUGACAGUAAUGAUCAAUAAUGGCUUUACACCAGACAAAAAUGAUUAUGAAUUGUGCACCAAAGUGGAAAACAUGAUUAUCCCUGCACAAGGACAUUUUGGAAUAUCUGCUGCAACUGGAGGUCUUGCAGAUGACCAUGAUGUCCUUUCUUUUCUGACUUUCCAGUUGACUGAACCUGGAAAAGAGCCGCCUACACCAGAUAAAGAAAUUUCGGAAAAAGAAAAAGAAAAGUAUCAGGAGGAAUUUGAGCACUUUCAACAAGAAUUGGACAGAAAAAAAGAGGAAUUCCAGAAGGGCCACCCUGACCUCCAAGGGCAACCUGCGGAUGAAAUAUUUGAGAGUAUAGGAGAUCGUGAGCUAAGACAAGUCUUUGAAGGACAGAAUCGUAUUCAUCUUGAAAUCAAGCAGCUGAACCGGCAGUUAGAUAUGAUUCUUGACGAACAGAGAAGAUAUGUCUCUUCCUUGACAGAGGAGAUCUCUAAGAGAGGAGCAGGAACCCCCGGGCAGCAUGGGCAGAUCACUCAGCAAGAACUGGACACUGUUGUGAAAACUCAGCAUGAGAUUCUGAGACAAGUAAAUGAAAUGAAGAAUUCCAUGAGUGAAACUGUCCGACUGGUCAGUGGAAUACAGCAUCCUGGCGCUGCCGGGGGCUAUGAGACAACGCAGCACUUCAUUGACAUCAAAGAGCACCUGCACAUAGUAAAGAGGGACAUAGAUAACUUCAUGCAGCGAAAUAUGGACUCAGCAAGAAGCAGCUGCCAAAAAAUUCUUUUGACCACCAUUUGCACGAGUGUGCACCAUAGACAUCGUCAUCACAGAAUUUACUCUUAUUCCAUGAAAAAAAAUUUAUACCUUCAGAAGAAUGUUUAAAUUGUAGACCAUGAAACUUGGGAAAUCCUCUUGAGAUAAAAGGCUGCCAAAUCCAGUGUUAUAAAGUCCAUGGUCACUUGUGCCUGAACAUUAAAGGAACACCAGAUCUAUGCAGGAUACAUUUUUCAGGCUAAAAUUCAAGGGGAAUCAUUCUGACCAUUCCUAAUACAAGUGGAGACGGCUAUUAUAAAAGAGCAUGAGCAUGAAUCUUUUUCUUUUUUACUUAGGAAUUUAAUUUGCUUGAAAAUUGCCCAGUAAAGCAGUUCACACAGAAUGUUUAUUGUAUUAUUUGAAGUUUGGUUUGUUUUCCUCAAUAUCAUUGACUUUUCAGUAGCUCAUUUCUGAACAAAAAUGUUUGUUCUGUGGAAAAAAUCAGUCACUGCCAGGAUUCCUUCAUUUCUCUACUGUUUUGUAUAAUUGGAUCUGUUCACUUCUUUCACACCAGCAAGUAUUUUACAGGUGCCUUGGAUUCAAACAAAAUUGAUUUUAAAAUUUUAAUGUAAGUCAAUGUGUUUAUGAUGCCACUUUCAAAAAGAAAAUGCAAUUACAUAAUGGCUAAUACCCUUAUUUAAUGUGCCUAUUUGUGUUCUGAUUGUUUGAAUGUGUUUUUCAGCUUGAAACUUUACCAUGAAGUCGAUAACAAUAAACAAUGUUUUGUUGUGUAUUAAA